UACAGGCGUUCAUGUACCGUCCAUGGCUGCCUGUAGGAUCGCUCUGCUGAUUGGAUUUGCAUGGGCCAUCGUGUUGCAAGUCGAUGGUCAAGCAGUCCAUUAUUCUGAAAGGAAGGCAUCGAGGCAGCCAGUCCCUUACAAUUCGGUUUAUCAUGCUGAGACUGGUUCCAGUCAUGUUUCACCCAGCCAUGAACCUACGGUCAUCACACUUCCUCCAAAAGACCUAAAGCCAACAAGACAGCCUGUGCCAUACGCCAGCAUCCCCAAGCCCACAGCAUCUAAUGCCUUCCCUGACAAGAAGCCGCACCGUCAGCCGGUGCCAAGAACUGACACAAAGUGGAAACAGCAACAGAGAGAAGCCUCUGUUCAAGGAAAUAAAACAUACGCUACAAGCGGGGGAUCUGAGGCACAUUUCAACGAAAGGAGACCAUCACGGCAACCUGUGCCUUCACAUGACGGUAUAACCAAUGCACCAGAGACCAAAACACAAUUUGUACAAGCCCACAACCAAAUCUCCAGAACACCCCAAUCCCCAUCAGGGCCAUUGUGGAAAAAACCAGAGACGCCAUGGCAACCAGGAAUUGGGGGAUAUCAACCAUACUAUUUAAACUACAAUUCCAGACCAAAUAACCAUCUGAACUGGAAUCCAGUUAUGGACUUGGCUCGUCAGUAUCAGGUGAAACAGCAGAGGUACAGCCCAUACGGAACUGGAAACCCACUGAGCAAUUGGGUUCUCUCUGGAAGACGUGCCAGCACCAGAUACAACAUGUAUGGACAGAUGGUUCCAACAGACAGCUACAAGGGAAAUACCUACGAUGGACAUCUAAGCCCAUUCGGCGUUGUUGAUUACAACGGUCCUUGUAGAAGGCUAUGCACGAUGUACUGUUCUCUGGGUUACGACGUAGAUGUAAAGGGAUGCCCUGCUUGCAGCUGCCAGCGCCAAGGUUCCGGACGUCAGAGGUACUUUGGGGAUGCUGAUUGAUUACAUUCGGAGCCUUCCCUAUGACCCAGGAAUCCUUCUCUCCGAGUAAAAUGCCGAUCUCCUCCGAGCGUGCAUACCAUUGGAUCACACAAAAUGUAGACAUCCUGCUUUUUAUAUGCUAAUAAAUGGCUUAUUAGUUGUA
Messenger RNA from Haliotis rubra (blacklip abalone), 1124 nucleotides. RefSeq lists its product as uncharacterized. NCBI's taxonomy places the organism in Eukaryota, Metazoa, Mollusca, Gastropoda, Lepetellida, Haliotidae. Gene Ontology annotation, molecular function: serine-type endopeptidase inhibitor activity. The coding region runs from base 23 to 982 and encodes 319 amino acids. The transcript is spliced from 4 exons. The record is from RefSeq and is a predicted model, not a curated record.